Molecule: messenger RNA, 813 nt
Organism: Micropterus dolomieu (smallmouth bass)
Lineage: Eukaryota; Metazoa; Chordata; Actinopteri; Centrarchiformes; Centrarchidae
Product: protein DEK-like
Exons: 5
Coding region: 353-784 (143 amino acids)
Biological process (GO): regulation of double-strand break repair; chromatin organization
Cellular component (GO): nucleus
Molecular function (GO): DNA binding; histone binding
Source: RefSeq, a predicted model, not a curated record
ACGUCAGCUACCGUUAGCAAGCAAGCGGCUAUAUUAGCUGUCUGGUCCUAUGCUCCUAGCAAACGUUAACGCCUCGGUUCGGCGUUUUAAACUCUUUAUAAACAAACCGAGAAAAAACAGGGGUGGCACAGAGAAGCGAAUGUGGAAGUUGUAGUUUAUACCUGAGCCUGACAGCAAGCUAAGUUAACGGCGGUAGCAACAGCUAACGUGUUUGAACGGCGAGAUGUUAAAGUUACCGCCAAUCCGCACGGACGUUUAUUGUGAAGGACCGAGCGACACAUCAACAGCAUCAGCCCGGACAGCAUGGAGGACAGGAUAAAUUGGUACUCGGACAGGCGGAGGCAGUGCAGAUAUGAGUGACGUGGCUGAGGAAGCAAUGGACAGCUCUGCGGUGUCUGAGGAAGAAGUGGAGGACCAGCAGGAGACGUCACAGGAAGACCAGUCGAGUGUUAACAAAAGCUCCUCCAAGAUAUCCGCUGCAGGUGAAAUCAUUGAGGGUAAGCGGGCGAAGAAGACAGUCGAGAGGCUCGAUUUCCAAGCGCCGAAGCAAAAGGAGAAGAUCAAGAUUGGAGAGGGUAGUGGAGAUAAAUUAGGAGACAUUCCACGCACCGGCUACCAGAUCACCAAGAUGAAGCCCGCUGACCUGAAACCUCUGCACGUCAUCCUGUUUGACAGACCAGGAAAGAUGGCCACAUUAAAGAAGAACUUGCGUCUGUUUAACGGCUUUCCUUUUGACGCAGACAGCGAACAGUACACCAAAAAACGUGAAAAACUUCUCAAGUAAGUUUUUGGGCAGAGACGGAGAGAAAGAAG